UCAGGAGCUACCGGUUCAGCUUUCCGUGAUAAUCGCAGAGAUGACAUCGUUCGAAUUAAGAUUGUCUAUCUUGGAAUUAAAUAGCCAUCAUGUUCAGAGCAACAGGAAAUAUAACAAAAUCAUUCAACAGGGCCUCAUUUAGGCGGAUAAGCACUGCUAGUAGAUCACCUUCGAUUCGCUAUGGAUUGAUCUGCAGCGCCGGUUUGGCGUUCACGGUGGCAGUGACGACGUCGAAGCUGUCGCUGGAAAGCCAGCAAGUCCCAGAAGAGGCGCUCUCUGAAGCCAAUCCAGCGAAAGCGCGCUAUGUGGCAUUUGACGAGGUGCAGAAGCACACGACCCCCGAAUCUUGUUGGGUUAUCAUUGAGGGGCAAGUUUAUGACGUGACUGAUUUCCUAGAGGCACAUCCAGGAGGUGCGAAAGUAAUCCUCAGGAACUCUGGUAAGGACGCUACAACGCUUUAUGCGCCAAUACAUCCAAAGGGCACAAUUGAAAAUAACCUCCCACCGGAAUGCCACUUGGGCGCUGUCGAUCCUACCACUCUGCCGGACAUACAGGAGGAGGAGAGCGACGAGCAGCGCAGGGUACGCACAGCAAGAGAAAACAUACCACCGCUAGGUGCGAUGGUAUCUCUCGAGGAUUUCGAGAAGCUGGCGACCGAUAUCCUUCCAAACACCGCCUAUGCAUACUACUCGAGUGCUGGUGACGACGAAGACACCUUGCGGGAAAACAUCAAUGCGUGGAAGAAAUACUGGUUCAGACCACGGGUUCUUAACGACAUCACCAAGAUCGACCUCAGCACCACAAUCAUGGGUAUCAAGAGCGCGCUGCCAAUUUUCAUAAGCCCCGCGGCGAUGGCUAGACUUGGACAUCCACUCGGUGAAAUAAACCUCACAAAAGGUGCUGCCCAGACUGGAAUCAUCCAGGGCAUAUCGAGCAACGCGAGCUGCACAUUAGAGGAGAUGUGCGAAGCGAGGGAUGCUGGCCAACCACUUAUUUUCCAACUCUAUCUUAAUUGGGAUAGAAAGAAGAGUGAGGAGAUUGUACGCAAGGUUGAAGAGCUCAAAAUAAACGGAAUUAUGUUUACAGUGGAUGCACCAGUUCCUGGUAAGCGCGAGAGGGAUCUGCGCGCGAAGGGAGACUUUGAUGAUGAUGAGGGGGGCACAAAGGGUGUCGCACAGGCUAUUAGUGGAUAUCAAGCCGCCGAUCUGUCCUGGAAAGAUGUCGAUUGGUUGAAGUCGAUAACUGAUCUGCCACUGAUCAUCAAAGGUGUGCAGUCAGUAGAGGAUGCCAAGCUCGCGGCUGAGUCUGGUGUGAAGGGUAUUGUGUUGUCCAACCAUGGUGGCAGGCAGCUGAAUUUCGCACCUGCAUCGAUCGACGUUUUGAGAGAAAUACGCGAAGAGGCACCGGAAGUGUUCGAAAAGCUAGAAGUCUACGUGGAUGGAGGUGUAAGACGCGGUACUGAUGUCCUGAAGGCGCUUUGUUUGGGUGCUACGGCUGUAGGAUUAGGUAGGCCAUUCUUGUAUGCCCAAAGCGCGUAUGGAGAGCAAGGAGUAGUGAGAGCAGUACAGAUUUUAGAAGAAGAAUUGGCUACCGGAUUAAGAUUGUUAGGCGUGACGGAUGUCAGCCAAUUAAACCCAUCAAUGCUUAGAUACAUAGAUCAGAGAAUAAAAACAUAGAAUUUGUACUUCAGAAUUUAAUUCGAUAUUUCGUU
Molecule: messenger RNA, 1711 nt
Organism: Wallemia mellicola CBS 633.66
Lineage: Eukaryota; Fungi; Basidiomycota; Wallemiomycetes; Wallemiales; Wallemiaceae
Product: L-mandelate dehydrogenase
Exons: 3
Coding region: 90-1676 (528 amino acids)
Biological process (GO): lactate metabolic process
Molecular function (GO): L-lactate dehydrogenase (cytochrome) activity; heme binding
Source: RefSeq, a predicted model, not a curated record